Molecule: messenger RNA, 4718 nt
Organism: Tupaia belangeri chinensis (Chinese tree shrew)
Lineage: Eukaryota; Metazoa; Chordata; Mammalia; Scandentia; Tupaiidae
Gene: ANKS1A
Product: ankyrin repeat and sterile alpha motif domain containing 1A
Biological process (GO): ephrin receptor signaling pathway
Cellular component (GO): cytosol
Molecular function (GO): ephrin receptor binding
Source: RefSeq, a predicted model, not a curated record
CAUGUGGAGAGGGCCAAACGUGAACUGCGUUGACAGCACUGGCUACACGCCCCUGCACCAUGCUGCUCUCAACGGCCAUAAGGAUGUGGUCGAGGUUCUCCUGAGGAAUGAUGCGCUGACCAACGUGGCUGACUCUAAAGGCUGUUACCCCCUGCACUUGGCAGCCUGGAAGGGAGAUGCCCAGAUAGUGCGGCUGCUCAUCCAUCAAGGGCCCUCGCACACCAGAGUCAACGAGCAGAACAAUGACAACGAGACGGCCCUGCAUUGCGCAGCCCAGUACGGCCACACGGAGGUGGUGAAGGUGCUCUUAGAGGAGCUGACAGAUCCCACCAUGCGCAACAACAAAUUCGAGACACCUCUGGACCUGGCCGCGCUCUACGGGCGACUGGAGGUGGUGAAGCUGCUGCUCAAUGCCCACCCCAACCUCUUGAGCUGCAACACUAAGAAGCACACCCCUCUGCACCUGGCAGCGAGGAACGGCCACAAAGCCGUGGUCCAGGUCCUCCUGGAUGCCGGCAUGGAUAGCAACUACCAGACGGAGAUGGGCAGUGCUUUGCAUGAGGCUGCUUUGUUUGGCAAGACCGAUGUGGUGCAAAUCCUGCUGGCUGCAGGAAUUGAUGUCAACAUAAAGGAUAACCGUGGACUGACUGCCCUAGACACCGUCCGGGAGCUGCCUUCCCAAAAGAGCCAGCAGAUAGCAGCCCUUAUUGAAGAUCACACGACUGGAAAAAGAAGUACAAAAGAGGUAGAUCAAGCCCCCACACCCCAGCCGUCACUCGCCUCCAGUGUGGGCUCCCCAUCACAGAAGGCUCAGGGUGACGUGGAGAAAGCAGUGACCGAGCUCAUCCUCGACUUCGACACGAAUGCCGAAGAGGAAGGUCCCUACGAGGCGCUGUACAACGCCGUCUCCUGCCACUCGUUGGACAGCAUGGCCAGCGGGCGAUCGUCCGACCGAGAAUCCACGAACAAGGAGUCUGAGGCCGCAGGAGUGAAAGCUGCUGGAGUGAGGCCUAGAGAGCGUCCACCGCCUCCGGCAAAGCCACCACCCGAUGAAGAGGAGGAAGACCGCAUGGAUAAGAAGUACUUUCCCUUGACAGCUCCUGAGGUCCUGGCGCCGAGCCCCAGAAUCCAGGGGAGUGCAGCCAGGGAGGAGGACGAGCACCCGUACGAGCUGUUGUUAACCGCAGAGACCAAGAAGCUGGUGUCUGUAGACGGGAACAUGAAAGACCACAGGCAGAGCAGCAGCAACCGGAGCCAGGACUCCACGGAGGGGCAGGACGGGCAGGUUCCGGAGCAGUUCUCGGGUCUCCUCCACGGCUCCUCCCCAGUGUGUGAGGUGGGGCAGGACCCUUUCCAGCUGCUCUCUGCCACCAGCCAGAGCCAUCCAGACAGGUCCCCCCAGCAGGACGCCUGCCACGAGGCCAGCAUGCAGCUGGAGGAGACGGGUGUGCACACUCCUGGGGGCCCCCAGCCCAGCGUCCUGGACCAGAGCAAGCGAGUGGGCUACUCAGCAGGCCUGCCCACCACCCACAGCCGGCCACACCCUGACACUUGGACUCACACAGCACCUCUGCACCCUGCUGGUGCCGAGGAAGAAGGAGACAGGAGCGGGGCCAGAAGCCGGGCCCCUCCCACCAGCAAACCCAAAGCUGAACUCAAACUCAGCCGCAGCUUGUCCAAGUCUGACUCUGAUCUCCUGACCUGCUCACCCACGGAGGACACCACGAUGGGGAGCCGGAGUGAGUCCUUGUCCAACUGCAGCAUCGGGAAGAAGAGGCUGGAGAAGUCACCCUCCUUCGCCUCGGAGUGGGAUGAGAUUGAGAAAAUCAUGAGCUCUAUUGGAGAAGGGAUUGACUUUUCUCAGGAACAGCAGAAGAUAUCAGGUUCGCGGACGCUGGAGCAGAGCGUCGGGGAGUGGCUGGAGUCGAUUGGGCUGCAGCAGUAUGAGAGCAAGUUGCUCCUGAAUGGCUUUGACGAUGUCCGCUUCCUGGGGGCUAACGUGAUGGAAGAGCAAGACCUGCGGGAGAUCGGCAUCAGCGACCCCCAGCACCGGCGCAAGCUGCUCCAGGCCGCACGCUCCCUGCCCAAGGUGAAGGCUCUGGGCUAUGACGGGAACAGCCCCCCUUCGGUGCCCUCCUGGCUGGACUCCCUGGGGCUGCAGGACUACGUCCACUCCUUCCUGUCCAGCGGCUACAGCUCCAUCGACACCGUGAAGAACCUCUGGGAGCUGGAGCUCGUCAACGUCCUGAAGGUCCACCUGCUUGGCCAUCGCAAGCGCAUCAUUGCGUCCCUUGCAGACAGGCCCUACGAGGAGCCACCCCAGAAACCCCCAAGGUUUUCCCAGCUGAGGUGCCAAGACUUGCUCUCCCAGACCUCAUCCCCCCUGAGCCAGAGCGAUUCCUGCACCGGGCGGUCGGCGGACCUGUUGCUGCCCCCCGGGGACACGGGCAGGAGACGGCACGACAGUCUUCACGACCCUGCGGCGCCCACUCGAGCAGAGCGCUUCAGAAUCCAGGAGGAGCACCGUGAGGCCAAGCUGACCCUCCGCCCCCCUAGCCUGGCCGCCCCCUACGCCCCCGUGCAGAGUUGGCAACACCAGCCGGAGAAGCUCAUCUUUGAGUCCUGUGGUUACGAAGCCAAUUACCUGGGCUCCAUGCUGAUCAAAGACCUGCGAGGGACAGAGUCCACGCAGGACGCCUGUGCCAAGAUGAGGAAGUCCACCGAGCACAUGAAGAAGGUCCCCACCAUCAUCCUGUCGAUCACCUACAAAGGCGUCAAGUUCAUCGACGCGUCCAAUAAGAACGUCAUCGCCGAGCACGAGAUCCGGAACAUCUCCUGCGCGGCCCAGGACCCAGAGGACCUCUGCACCUUCGCCUACAUCACCAAGGACCUGCAGACCAGCCACCACUACUGCCACGUGUUCAGCACGGUGGACGUGAACUUGACGUACGAGAUUAUCCUCACGCUGGGGCAGGCCUUCGAGGUGGCCUAUCAGCUGGCCCUGCAGGCCCAGAAGUCGCGGCCGAUGGGGGCCCCCGCACCUGAGACCAUAGAGACGAAAUCUUCCAAACCGGUGCCCAAGCCUCGGGUCGGCGUGAGGAAACCCGCAGUGGCGCUGCCCCCUGAUAGUCGCUGUUGUCACUGUCACACCUGCACCACCCACCGCCCUUCCUACCUACCGCUGCCGUCUGUCAGUCCUGGAGUCAAGGUCUUUACGCCUCCUGCUGUCUUGUGUGUCCGUCUCCCUGAAGUGACCUGGAACCCCCCGAAGUGGACCACGAUGGCCAGUCCCACGCCAGUGUCUCCUGGGUUGUGGACCCAAAACCAGACUCUAAGCGGAGCCUCAGCACCAAGUAUGAGACCACUAUCUUCUAACACCGCCCACUCCCCGUCUCCACUAGUCUCACUGUGCCUUUGCCACCCGACCUCUCUGCUCUUCGCAACUCUCCUUCCAGCUGCUGACACCAAGGGCCUGCUCUGGGACCUGCCCUCCUCCGGGCAGCAGCUCCAGACACUGUCCACUCAGCUCUUGCACCUAACCCCACCGAACACUGUGAAUUCUCCCCCUUGGGCUGAGGACAGCUUGGGGGGUGAGUUGCCUUUGAGGUGGGCCCCCAGGGGGUUCAGGGGCUCUGUUGCACCCAGGAGCCUCUGUAGGCAGGCACUGUGACUCUGGGGUGCAGGGGCAGUCUUUGAACAGAAUACAAACAGCACUGAGGACUCCCUGCUCUGGGCAGGCUCGGUCCGGGGCCCUCUCCUGUCUUCUAUACUGAGCCACAGCUGGUGCCACCACCAAGAGCUAUGUUUUCCCCUUUCCUGACAUAACCGCCCACUGACCCCCAGCGCAGGCCCCCGUGCACUCUGCUCCCAGUUGGUCUCCAGCCCCGCCUGCUGCUCUAAGGGCUGGCCUCAUGAGACCCUGAGCUCAGAGGGCCCGGUACAUGCCAGGCCCUCACCUGGUUCCCACUGGCUCCAAAGCCCUGGGCCUCUAAGCAUCUGAACACCCACUGGCUGACUCCUCUCAGCACGUUCCUUAGUUCUGAUGGGCCUUCUCUCUGAGGACGGUGGUGUGUGUGCGGGCAGACCCUGUGUCUUUGCUGCUGGGUCACAGGUCUUUGCUCUGGAGUCUAGCUCACCAAGCAGGAAGGCCUUCCCUGUGCUCUGCACCCACCGUGCACCUUCUCUCCCCAAGGAGCCAAGGACAGGGACCUGGACUGAGCAACUGCCCUUGCCUUCCGGGAGCUCUCUGCCACCUCUCAUGGUGUGCGGAUCAAGGAUAGCCAGCCAUGGCUAGGCCUUUCCUGAUCAGCCUCAGCCUGGGCUCCCUUAAGGAGAGGCCAUGCAACCCAUCAGCUCGAGCCGUUCAGCGGCCAGGAUCGUGGGGCCGAGGUGGAAGAAGCCCCACGUCCUCUGGUGUGGGCCGGUAUGGGCAAAUCAGUGUAGUCGGCAGGUUCCAGGAGGCGGCGGCGCACGUGUGGUGCCCGUGGGAAAGCAGUGCGCCCGGCACUAUUUCAGAGUUGAACCCCAGUUGAUAAACCAGGGUGGGCCGCCUGUCCUUGUGCCUUCUUGAGCGACUGGCUGAGCCGAGGCGGCAGGGGGCCCUGCAGGGCGCUCUGGGAGGCUGUGGGGACUCUCCGACCUGCUACUGUAUCUCUCCGUUUCCUCCAACUUGUGCAGGCCCCUUUGGUUAACCCUUUCCUCCCCUCAUUGUUUGCUUC